AUGUCUGGGAGCUCAAGGGACAGCUCUCAUGCCAAGGAAGACACCAAAGAUCUAUCCAAAUUGAGAGAAUGGAGCCCCAUGGCCCAGGUUCCCCAGUCUUCGUUAGGCCCCGAUUCACCGUUUACUGGUAAUGACAACAACAGCCAAGGGCGCCAAAACUUCAAUGAUGAAGUUGUUGUUUCUGAUGCAAUGGCUAAAAACUCUCGCGAACUACUGUACGCCCACAUUUACAACUACUUAAUAGAGCAUCAACAUUAUUCUACGGCCCGUCGGCUCCUGGACGAGGCUGAUGUACCGCUUUCGAAGCCAUCAUCAGAAGAUCGACCAAAGAAAGAUGAGUUAUUGCGAACCAAAAUGUUGAUGAGUUCUCGAGAUACCUUUCUGUGUGAGUGGUGGGACUCACUUUGGGCCCUCCAUAACUUUGUCGAAAAGCAACCUUUGGACAAGAUGUCGAACAGUCAUCAGUUCAACGAGCCUGUAAUGCCCAUUUUGCCUCAACGACUUACUGUAAAUCAGGCCAUGCCCACUUCUCAUCCAAACUGGUCCCAACAACAGCAUCUUCAGCAACAAGCUCAACAACAGGUUCAGAUUCAAGUCCAGCAGCAGCAAGUCCAGCAACAGCAAGUCCAGCAACAACGAAUGGAACAGCAACAGCAGUUCCAGCAACUGCAGCUACAACAGCGGCAGCUACCGCAGCAGUAUUUCCUACUCCAGCAACAAAGACUGUCACAAGGCCAACAACGAUCUGGUCAAGCAAUGGAGCAACAGCAACAACAGCAACAACAGCAGCAACAGCAGCAACAGCAACAACAGCAACAACGGCAACAACAACAACUCCACCAAGGUCAAAUACAAGAACAGCAACGUCAGCCACAGCGACAGCCGCAACAACAACCUAAGCAAGGGCUGGAGCCACAGCGGCAUGACCAGCAGCACCAUCAGUACUACCAGCAACAAGGCCACUCUAGUCCAGACCGCGCUGUUUCCACAUCAGGAAGCGCACCACCUUCUAUGAUACGUCCUCGGGUAAAUGAUCUUGGUUCUUCAGGACCUAAUGCGUCACCCACGUCUCCAUCGAGACAGACCGCCGCGGCAUAUUCACACUCUCAGAGUGUACAGGGAUUAAUGCGGACACCUAGUGGACCAGUCGGAUCGACUACAGGAAGAAUACAAAAGGAAGCACCUGGCGCACAAGUAACAUUGAAUGGAGGCCACCCUUAUGCCACCAGCUAUCCACUCCAGCAUACUCCCUCAAAUGCCGAACUGGUUCCUGGCUAUGAGGAGAUCAUGUUAGACAAGGAACGCCAAAAUGGUGAUAGGCUCGCGGCCGGCGGCGUGGCUAUUGUACCUGAUAAUAUGACCUCCAUGGAACAUGAACAUGCUGUACUGUUCGAGAGAAGUCAGACAGGGGCGGAGAGUUUGAACGCUGGCUCAGAAUGGAGGGACGUGCAGCAGCAGUCACACGAACAGGCACCAAAAUCAUUUUACAAGACUCAACAGCAAGAGUCUCACCAGCAACAAGAGCAAACACACAGAAUGUCUCAAGAACAACGACAUCGAAUACAUCAACAACAGCAGCACUACAAACAGUACCAACAACAGCUCCAACAAUAUCAAGUACAGCCCCAACAGUCGCAACACCUUCCAAAUAAUCAGAUGUACUCUUCAAAGAGGCCACAAUCGAAUCAGGCUACUCCAUACUCUACUUUGACCCCAGAACCAUCCACAAAUUCACUUAAUAUACAAAAUCAGAGGCACGGCACACAGCAUACCGCAGAAGAUCACCCACAGCAAGGUCAUCGACAAGAAUUGAAUCAAAGACAUCAGUCAGAUGUGUCUAACGGACACGGAGAACUGUUACAGCACCAGCGGGUAUCACUUGCUAGGCAAAAUUCAGCAAGGCGGAUCAAUGCUGAAUAUCCCUCGAGCGAACCUUUAUCGAACCACGCUGACCCCUUUACAGCCAAUGGGGUGCUCGACCACUCUAGUAACCUGAAUAUGAUGAUGGUACAACAACAGCAACCAGGCAAUCCUUCUUUAACCACAGGAAUGUCCGGAAAAAAUGGUAACCAAACUACAACUCAUCCACAUCUUGAUGCCCUUACUGGCGAGGCGUCUAAUGAAAAGAUUACCAGAGAGCUGCUAGGAAAUGGUGUACCGUUGCGUCAUUCCGUCUCGUAUCAUGACUAA
Messenger RNA from Lachancea dasiensis, 2190 nucleotides. The record is from the annotation of a GenBank genome assembly. NCBI's taxonomy places the organism in Eukaryota, Fungi, Ascomycota, Saccharomycetes, Saccharomycetales, Saccharomycetaceae.